GAGGUUUGAUCCCGUCGGUUAAUCUGAAUGUUCUUUCCAUUGUGUUUAGUCACACUUUUACAAUUUAAAAAAAAUUAAUGAGCAAAUAAAUAAAUAAACGUUCAGCCUCCCCCAUGAUGCGGCUGGUGUGUCCAUCGCGCAUGCGCCGAGGCUGCCCGUCACGACUCGGAUGCUGCCGCUGCGGGUGUCGACAUGGCGAUGAAGGCGCUCAGAGGGAUGAUGAACGGGGCCAUGAGUGAGCUGUCCUCGGCCGUCAGCGGGAACAGGACUCCGGCCGCCGCUCCGGCCGCCGCCGCCGCCUCCCGGGAGCAUGUGAUGGCCGUGAAGCGGGAUUACAUCUCCCAGCCCCGCCUCACCUAUAAAACCGUGUCGGGAGUCAACGGUCCGCUGGUGAUUUUGGACCAAGUGAAGUUCCCCAGGUACGCAGAGAUCGUCCACCUCACGCUGCCGGACGGCACCAAGCGGAGCGGCCAGGUGCUGGAGGUCACCGGCUCCAAAGCCGUGGUCCAGGUGUUUGAGGGGACUUCAGGUAUCGAUGCCAAGAAGACCAGCUGUGAGUUUACAGGAGACAUCUUGCGGACGCCUGUCUCUGAGGACAUGCUGGGCCGUGUCUUUAAUGGAUCUGGUAAACCUAUUGACAGAGGACCAGCAGUCCUGGCUGAAGACUUCUUGGAUAUCAUGGGUCAGCCUAUAAACCCUCAGUGUCGAAUCUACCCUGAAGAGAUGAUCCAGACCGGAAUAUCAGCCAUCGACGGCAUGAACAGCAUCGCCAGAGGGCAGAAAAUCCCCAUCUUCUCUGCUGCAGGGCUGCCACACAAUGAGAUCGCGGCUCAGAUCUGCCGCCAGGCCGGUUUGGUGAGGAAGUCCAAAGACGUGAUGGACUACAGCGAGGACAACUUCGCCAUCGUGUUUGCAGCCAUGGGGGUCAACAUGGAGACGGCCAGGUUCUUUAAGUCUGACUUCGAGGAGAACGGCUCCAUGGACAACGUCUGCCUGUUCCUCAACCUGGCCAACGACCCCACCAUCGAGCGAAUCAUCACGCCGCGUUUAGCUCUGACAUCAGCGGAGUACCUGGCCUAUCAGUGUGAGAAGCACGUCCUCGUCAUCCUCACCGAUAUGAGCUCCUACGCGGAGGCUCUGCGAGAGGUGUCGGCGGCCCGAGAGGAAGUGCCGGGCCGGCGAGGGUUCCCCGGUUACAUGUACACGGACUUGGCCACCAUCUACGAGAGAGCCGGCAGGGUGGAGGGACGUAACGGCUCCAUCACUCAGAUCCCGAUCCUCACGAUGCCCAACGACGACAUCACUCAUCCCAUUCCUGACCUGACCGGAUACAUCACAGAGGGACAGAUCUACGUGGACAGACAGCUCCACAACAGACAGAUCUACCCUCCCAUCAACGUGCUGCCGUCUCUCUCACGUCUGAUGAAGUCCGCCAUCGGGGAGGGGAUGACCCGCAGAGACCACUCGGACGUCUCCAACCAGCUCUAUGCGUGCUACGCCAUAGGAAAGGACGUCCAGGCCAUGAAGGCCGUGGUGGGGGAGGAGGCUCUGACAGCUGACGAUCUGCUCUAUCUGGAGUUCCUGACCAAGUUUGAGAAAAACUUCAUCUCCCAAGGUGCCUACGAGAACCGCAGCGUGUUUGAGACCCUGGACAUCGGAUGGCAGCUCAUGAGGAUCUUCCCCAAAGAGAUGCUGAAGAGGAUCCCUCAGAGCACCUUAGCCGAGUUCUACCCGCGAGAAGCCAAACACUGAGGUGUUUCAGUGAACCCUCACGGCGUACAUACAGUAAAGUGUUGUGCCGUCACAUGCUGUAACCGUCCUGACAUUCACGUGGCCUCGACAACACGCCAUUUCUGCUUCAACAAACCGGAAACAUGCAGAGGAAGCGCCGACGUACGCAGACGUUUGUAUGUGUUCGCAGUGUGAAUGUGAAGAGUGUCGAGAACCAAGUCGCCGUGUGGGCGAUCAGUUAGCAAACGAGUCCAGAAAUAAAUCGAAUCCCAGCAGCUUUUCACACCAGUCAGGCCGUUGGACGUUUUGCCCAAAAUGUCUGACUGUUCCUUUAAAGGCAUCCCACAGGGGAGAGGAGAGUGUGAUGUCACAGCGCACUGCAGUCCGCCUGUGUGUCACUGCAGUGCGCUGAGAAGGUAAACCACCAGAGGUCAGUAGAAACAAGCUUUUCAGGGCAGGAUGAGUAACUUUUUAAUAUCGUUUUCAAGCUUCAAAACUUGCUGUGAUCGAGCGUCACGACCGCCGACUGAAGCUCUCGCCUCGUGUUUAUUCUCUGAAGGCUGAAGUGAAGCUUCGGCCGGAGUCAACAUUUCUGUGUGUAAACGCGCCGCGGCUAACGAGACGUCUCACCUGAGUGAACUUUAGAGGUUUGAUGACAGGCGCGUGAGCUCAUUAAAGAGUUUUCUGUUGGCGGUCAGCGCACACUUCCUGUCCUUGUUCUUGCCACACGAUCGCGACACUUUGACACCCCGUCGUGUUCUGCGGUGAGCUACGCGGCCUGUUCGGAUCAAGUGCUGUCGGUGUUAGAGGAGGAAGACGAAGUGACGACGUGCAUGUGGAGGCUGAAAGUGAACCUUCAUUCCUUCGGUGUUUGAUGUCCGUGUUCUUCUCUUUACAUCCUUUUAUUCUCGCGCCAAAAGCCUCGAGUGUUUUCUGUGUCUGUGUUGUGGACUUUGAGCGUCGACGCGUUUCUGUUCCAGCUGUGUGUGCAUGUUGACCUGCUGGAUGUUUUAAUGGGCUUGCAUGCACUGAAUGUUUCCUGUUGGUGCCUCAUGUAUCAUCUGAAAUAAAAGCUGCUGCUGUGUCCUUAUUCCA
Scatophagus argus is the source of this 2826-nucleotide messenger RNA. RefSeq names its product ATPase H+ transporting V1 subunit B2 (gene atp6v1b2b). The transcript is spliced from 14 exons. Gene Ontology annotation, molecular function: proton-transporting ATPase activity, rotational mechanism; ATP binding. Gene Ontology annotation, biological process: ATP metabolic process; proton transmembrane transport. The record is from RefSeq and is a predicted model, not a curated record. Lineage: Eukaryota; Metazoa; Chordata; Actinopteri; Scatophagidae. The coding region runs from base 193 to 1752 and encodes 519 amino acids. Gene Ontology annotation, cellular component: proton-transporting V-type ATPase, V1 domain.